This is a messenger RNA of Closterium sp. NIES-67, 1515 nucleotides long. Lineage: Eukaryota; Viridiplantae; Streptophyta; Zygnematophyceae; Desmidiales; Closteriaceae. The record is from the annotation of a GenBank genome assembly.
CACCCUCCCUUUCCGCCUCACCACUGCUGAAGUACACAUCCUGCUAGAAAGGUACUUAAUUCGCUACUUACCUACGGUCUGGCACCUGUUGCAUCAGUUGUCUCGCCGCAUUCCCCAGGCGCGCUGCCCGUUAGCGUCGCAUAACGCGUCCCCUCUGACUCCUCUCGACCGUGCGACUCUGCGAUAAGAAAACUCCUUUUUGUGAAGUCGGGCCGUAUCUAGGGUUACCCGAUCCAACUCCGUCCGUCAACGUUCGCCGGAAGUAUAAGCGUUAGGCAUUAGACCUCGCCCGCCAUGGCGCGUAGCUCGAGAUGGCUACUUCUUUCAGUAUUCCUCACCGCGUGCAUCGCCCUCUGCUGCCUCCGAGCCGUUGCGGCCGAUUCGCCGCCCGCAAGCUCGCCGUCCGCGAACUCCACAUCAGCAAACUCCACGUCAGAAGCGUCGACAGCGCCUGCGCCGUCGGCCAGCGGAGAGGGGCAAGCGAAGGGCGAGGAGGGGGGAGUCGAUCCCGCGUUGUUUCAGGUGCACGGGUGGCUCAUGUGGCUGUCGUACGGGCUGCUCAUGCCCGUCGGACUCAUCACGGCGCGGCACCUGCAGACCGUCACGCCCAAGUGGUUCGCCAUCCACUGGGGCAUCCAGCUGCUGGCGGUGAUGCUGGCGUUCAUCGGCUUCUUCAUCGCCGUGGGCAAGUUCGGCAAGGAGGCGGCCACGGAGUCGCUGCACGCGCGCAUGGGCAUCGCCGUCUUCACCUUCACGCUUGCGCAGCCGCUGCUGGGCCUCUUGCGCCCGCACAAGGGCAACAAGGUGCGCGUGGCGUGGUAUUUCUUGCACUGGCUGCUGGGCAUCCUGGCCGUGGGGCUGGGGUGGUACGUGCUCUUCCUGGGCCUCGAGCUCUACGAGCACGAAACCGACCAGAAUGUCAAGUCGUACGAGAUCGCCCUGGGCGUCGGCACGUCCCUGCUGCUCUUCGCGUUCCUCCUGCUGGGGCGCUGGGACCACCUAGUGGGGCAGGCGGACAGCGCCAGCAAGGUGGACGGUCUCACGCGCUUCCCCUCGGUGGCGCACGUGUCGUCGCUGCUGCACCUGGGCGGGGGCAAGGCGUCCGAAGAGCGGAUUGCCGCAGAGCGGGGAUUGGCAGAGGAGAGGGCGGCGGCGCUGGGAGGGCCAGGGGAGGGGGUCAGGGAGGUAAGAGGAGGGUUGGAUGUGAGUUCGGUGUGAGAAGGGUGUGAGAGCUCUGGAUAGGGUGUUAGUUAGGAGGAUGCGGAGUUUUUGGGGAGGAAGAGAUCCUUUGAAUCCUGAAUCCUGACUGCAGGCGUGUGUCUCUGUUCUGCUGCUGCUGUCUGGCAGGAGCUGUUGUUGAUAUGAGAAAUUUUUUGUAAUGAAAAAUUUACAGAUUUGUCCAUGCCGUAAGCCAAUUGUCUCGAUUGUAGAGAUCCUGCUUGGCUUGCUUGCACACAACAGUAUCCAUAUCAGCUGACACAUCGCUCGUUGCUGCAAUAUAUUUCUGUAUGAAAU